AAAUUGUGUUAACAUUGGAAAUGACCUCUUCUUAACAGAAAUACAUUACUGCAGUUCAGUACAAGAAAAAAGGACAGAAAAUAUUCUGAAAAUAAAAUCGGACGAAAGCGAUAAAGUAUUCGACUUUAGCUUAGAACGCGGGAAAAACAAGUUUCGUACAAAUGCCAGUUUGGUUAAUGUUGAGACCAAGUUCACUAUUAUAAAUCAUGUCAAGUUGUAGAAAGAAGAGGAGGAGGUCAAGUUUGGCUUCAUCAAGAAUAAGAGUAUCUCUCUCACCAGGACUAGGCUUGCAUAGACAGGUUGAGCAAAGCUUAUCACCGGAAGAGAGAUUGCAGGAGUUAUCUUCUCUUUGUUUAAAGUUUGCAGUGGAUAAAGCAUGUAAAGAGGCGGAGUCACUGGAGGUCAGAGAUCAUCUUGAAAAUGUAAAAGAAGAAAUAUUGAAAGUUGUUGAUAGCAAAGAACACAAGGAAGCAGUUCAUUUUGCAUGUCAUCAACCAGAUAAAUUAUUACCAAACCCUGCCAAUGUAGAUAUGGAUGAAACCAUUGAGAUGAUGGAAAGAAGAAUAAAUAGCCUUCACAAAGAAGAGCAAGACUGGCAUGAAUAUUUUGCAGAGCUUGACAGACAGACACAGGAAGCUGAAAGUAAAACACAGAACCUGACGUUGUUGCCGUCAGAUUUAUCUGAGGAGCAGAAGUUGUUAGCAAAAGGAUACCUUCCAGACCUUGCUGACCUCAGUCUCGUCAAACAACAGACAGAUACAGCUGUUAAUAAAAUAUUUAUGCUGGUUUGUGAACACGAGAAAAAUCUUCAUACUCAGCAACAGUUACUGAUGAAAGUCAAUAAACAGCUAGAUGUGGCUUUGAAAAAAUUACAUGAGAAAACAUUUCCAAAUAUGGGCAGUCCAAGAGCUACUGUUCAACAUCUCUCUGAGUUCCCUACUCCACCUGCUGAACCGUUAGGAUAAAAGUGAGGAAGAAUGGGAUAUUUCUCAGCUAUAGAUCUGACAACAAAAUACUAGACUUUCAGACAGAUAUCUGCACUAGAAUAUCAUUGUUUUUUAAGUGAGGAUGGAAUGAUGUAUUUCUCUUUCAAGAUCAGUGGAAGUUAAAAAAAACUGCACACUUUCUGACAGAUGAAAACUGCAUGAAUAAAGUGAUUAUUGGAUACACAAGUGGUAAGAGUAUUGACUGUGUUACCUAGUCCUUCAGCUUAAGAUAUUGUGAAAUGGACUCUGUUCCAUUGCAGAAAAUUUGUGGCUUCCGAUAACAUGUCUUUUUUGAGACAGUGAUAAGAAAAUUUAUAAGUCCUUGGGAAGGUACAUUAUUGUAUGUUAAAUUUUCUUAAAUUUAUGACAUUGUAACAAUAUCUGCAGAGUAACAGCUUAAGAUAUUGUGAAAUGGGCUCUAUUUCAUUGCAGAAAAUUUGUGGCUUCCGAUAACAUGUCUAUUUUGAGACAGUGAUAAGAAAAUUUAUGUCCUUGGGAAGGUACAUUAACGUAUGUUAAAUUUUCUUAAAUGACAUUGUAACAAUAUCUGCAGAGUAAAAUAAUUGCAUAACUUUUUUUUGGAGGGCACAAAUACGGUUGCCAGUAGGAGCCUUGUAAAUAACAAAAGAACACACAGUAAAUGAGUUAUGUCGGUAGUAAGAGACGAGGGAACGUUUCACUGACAAUCUUGAUCUGGUCAGAGAAUUUUAUUUUUCCUCUUGUCAAAACCUUCAAAACUGGAUUGUCUACAUUCUUUGACUGGAAUAAAGGAAUGUGAGCAGUAACGCGCUUGUGUUAUGUCUUGAUUAACUGUAUUGGUGUGAUUACAACAAAUCAGAUUUGCAUAUUAGACUUUAUUAUUAUACAAAGUAAACAAUGAAAAACA
This is a messenger RNA of Mercenaria mercenaria, 1872 nucleotides long. RefSeq lists its product as uncharacterized. The transcript has 10 exons. Gene Ontology annotation, cellular component: MIS12/MIND type complex. NCBI's taxonomy places the organism in Eukaryota, Metazoa, Mollusca, Bivalvia, Venerida, Veneridae. The record is from RefSeq and is a predicted model, not a curated record. The coding region runs from base 207 to 965 and encodes 252 amino acids. Gene Ontology annotation, biological process: chromosome segregation; cell division.